CGAGGUCACUUGAUGCGUUUAUACAGUUUUCGUGUUACACGAUGAAACGUCAGCCUCCUAGUGUGAUAGUCGAAACGUCUAAAUCUAAGAUGCGCCAAACGACCUUGGUCCCCACCGAGAAUCUUUCACAGUCAAUAAAUGAAGAAUUGUGGGAAAAUACCGUCUCUCUGCUAGUAUAUACACAUCCCAAGUGUGAACCCAGCAGCAAAAUUUUGGGCUUAGAUAUGGACGGAACAAUCAUUGUUCCAUCUUCAGGAAAAGUUUUUCCAAAAGACUACAAAGAUUGGAAAUUGAUCAACGACAAUGUUAUCCCUAAGCUCAAGGAAUAUUUUGAUAGAGGAUAUAAAAUUGUGCUGUUCUCUAAUCAAAAAGGUAUAACAAAAGGCUACCAAGAUAUACCUAGUUUCAAGUUAAAAAUACAAAAUAUUGUGGAUAAAUUAAACAUGCCAAUCCAAGGUUUGUUUUCUAUCUUGGAUGAUAGAAACCGCAAACCUCUCACCGGAAUGUGGGAUUUUCUUAAUGACAAAGGUAAUGCUGGAAUCCCGAUUGAUUUGCCCGCAUCCUUGUAUUGUGGCGAUGCUGCUGGUCGUCCAGCUUCUGGAAAACGUAAGAAAGAUCAUUCAUGUGCUGAUCGUUUAUUUGCCCAAAAUGUUGGAAUUCGCUUUCUAACACCAGAACAACUAUGGUUUGACCAAUUAGAUACAGAGAAAUUUGAGAUGCCUAAAUUCAAUCCAACUGAAUUGUUAACUAAUCACGAUGUACAAAAUAGUGAAUUGCCAAUAAUUGAUCGACCAAACAAAUCAGAGCUUAUUUUAAUGGUAGGAUAUCCUGCGUCUGGUAAAUCGCACUUUUGUAGUCGAGUGUUGGCACCGUUAGGUUAUGAAGUAAUUAGUAGGGAUAAUGUUGGUACAUGGCAAAAAUGUGUACAAGCUGUUGAACAAGCUAUAUCUAAAAGUCUUCCAGUUGUAGUCGACAAUACAAAUAUGGAUUUAGAGUCACGAUCACGUUAUAUUAAAAUUGCUAAAGUAUGGGAUAUACCAGUGAAAUGUUUUAUCAUGGAGACAUCUAUGGAACAUGCUCAACAUAAUGAACGUGUAAGACUAUUCAGUUAUUUGGGUUUUUUAUGUAAAUGAUUGUGGCGAAGGCAAGAUAUCCGUCUUCCAAUCAAAAGACGAGUUUACUCAGCAACAGUCUGCUCCGUUCUACUUUAUUGAUGUGAAACAUGGCCAUUAUGAAUCGAGGAUAUUCGUAGGUUACUGAUUUUCGAUCGUAGGUGUCUCCGAAAACUAGAAGACUUAUCAGUUAAAACGUUUUUACGUCUUUAUUUCACUAAUUUAUGUUUUAUCCCCGAAUUGUGUUUUCAGUGCUUGAUAGUGCAACUACCUCUUCUAUUGUGGGACUUGGGUUGACAAUUUCAUCUCUCUGUGCUAAUGAGAUAUUGCAAUUUUAACCGAAGUACAUAAGUACCUGUUUCUACGUUAUGACUUACUGAUAAACGAUUGACAAGUAAAUAAGUAUCAAAAAUAGAGUUAAGGGAAUUUUCAUCUAUUGUGAUUACUUUUGAUUGUGUUUUAUUCUCAUUAGAACCUUCAAAUAUGUAGAUGGUCACGUAAAUGAAUCAUUAAGUUAUAGAGUUUACCAUUGGGAUCACUUUCCUUCAACAACACUAACAGAUUUCCCCUUAGCAAUCGUGCCCACUAAUGAUACUGAGACUGAUUGGUUUACGUAUAAGACUAUUCAGUUAUCUGGGUUUUUUAUGUAAAUGAUUGUGGCGUAGGCAAGAUAUCCGUCUUCCAAUCAAAAGACGAGUUUACUCAGCAACAGUCUGCUCCGUUCUACUUUAUUGAUGUGAAACAUGGCCAUUAUGAAUCGAGGAUAUUCGUAGGUUACUGAUUUUCGAUCGUAGGUGUCUCCGAAAACUAGAAGACUUAUCAGUUAAAACGUUUUUACGUCUUUAUUUCACUAAUUUAUGUUUUAUCCCCGAAUUGUGUUUUCAGUGCUUGAUAGUGCAACUACCUCUUCUAUUGUGGGACUUGGGUUGACAAUUUCAUCUCUCUGUGCUAAUGAGAUAUUGCAAUUUUAACCGAAGUACAUAAGUACCUGUUUCUACGUUAUGACUUACUGAUAAACGAUUGACAAGUAAAUAAGUAUCAAAAAUAGAGUUAAGGGAAUUUUCAUCUAUUGUGAUUACUUUUGAUUGUGUUUUAUUCUCAUUAGAACCUUCAAAUAUGUAGAUGGUCACGUAAAUGAAUCAUUAAGUUAUAGAGUUUACCAUUGGGAUCACUUUCCUUCAACAACACUAACAGAUUUCCCCUUAUCAAUCGUGCCCACUAAUGAUACUGAGACUGAUUGGUUUACGUAACUUUUUUUUGCCCCCAGCCAGCUCAAAAUACAAGAAAAACUAAUGGAUUUACAUCCCACUAUUAUAUUGUUUCAUGAUGGCAUAAAGCAGUUACAAGGCCAAGCACAUCGUAAAUGGGAAAUUACAGUGUAUUACUAGAUUAUUUGUGGUGGAAAGUUUUUGAAUUAUUUAGCUACAUAGCUUUAAUUGUCAUUCUGGAUAACGUCAUCACAGCCCUCACAUGCACAAUGUGGUUCAGAGUUGAGUACACGAAUUUGUAUUUGUUAAAUGAAUUUCAUCAAAAUAAAUCAUAACGUAUAGUGGCAAACUGUCGAUGGUUUUUCAAAUAUUACAUUUAUCUGAAAUAUACAAUUAAUGCUAGUUUUCACGUCCUCUUUACAUUAUUUCUUUUGAUUAUUCCAUAGUUUCGCGCUCUAACAAACUCAUCGCAUAAACCAAUCAGUCAAAUGGUUUACAACAUGAUGAAGCAAGUUUUUAUCAAAUUCAUCUUUAUCAUUGGUUUCACUUAAUCUAAACAUUGUUUACACUAAAAUUUGCAGAUAUUUUGAACUCUUAGUUGUUUUGUAAGGGACUUUCGAUUAAGUGGCUAUAACAGUGGACUACAGAAAGCUGAGUUGGUUGUUUGCCAGAGUUUUUUUUAUUCCCACACUUGGGGAGAACUUUCACAUAACUAUCGUUCAUUUUGUAUCAAGGAAUCCCUUACUAGAACGAAACAGUUAUCUCUGAUUUUCAAUAUAUCUGAAAUGAGAUCAGUUUAUAUUAAAUACAACUUAUAAAUUAAAUUUCCAUAAAACUCCUUUCAAGUAAACCGUCAAUUAAUUAAAAAUGUUGACUUUCUGUGGAAAAUUUAAUUCAUUUUACUAAAAAUACAUGUUAUCACACCUUUAUGCUAUUCAUUGAAAUGAAUGAUAUUUUAUAUUGUCUUUAUGCUUGAUCUAAUGGAUCUUAAUGUGGUUUAGUCAUUGAACAUGGAAUAAGUGUCCAUCGUUCUUAUUCCCUACAAAAAUUCUAGUCCUAUUUGAGAUGGGUGCUCAAUCGAUACAUCCCACAUGUCCAAAUUGUAAAGGUUUAUCACAUGUGAAACCUAAAAUAGAAUGUGUAUCAUCAUUAAUGUUUUCGCCAACCUAGAGGAAUAACUGUGUUAUUCAAGAAAAUGCCACACGGGUAGUUGUUUAGACGUUAUCACUGUCAAUGGGAAUAAGAGUGUUACUAUCAGUAGCAACCUUUCCAGUAAUUUUUUGUAUAUAGAUCUUUCGAAGCAUUGUUCAUGUACAGUACAACCACUGAUUGAGCAGUGGUAAUUGACUAGCGUACAGUACUAACUAAUGACUGUAUGUUAGUUUACGAUGUUUUAAACUUCCACGAUCUGAAGCAAUGAAUGCAUACGUGCAUAUCGCCUUCCUCAAUAAUCUAUGCUCGAUUACAUAGUAGGUAGGUCUGAAAAAUUCAUUAAUUUCAAGACAAAACAGAAUGUCACUGAUUACUGAUCCUAAUUGCGUUAUGAUUUAUUUGUUUUCUGUUAAACAUUAACAAGUUAAUUGUUACCUGUAGUUGAAUACUUCAAGUGAUACAGCUCCCAAAUUGAUCUUAUUGAUUCAAACUAAACCACUGUAUACUCAUUUUUAUCUUGUGCAUUGUAUCGUUUUUCCAAUUGUUUUCCUCCUCAAAUUUUUAAUAUUGUCAGCAUUAUAGUUUUACUUCUCAUUACUAGAUCCUCUUUUCAGUUCGAUAUGUAUGAAAUACUUGAUUCAAUAUGCAUUCAUGUUCUUCUGUCUCCUACUUAUUUAUUAUUGAUUGCUUUAAUCAAAUAGGAUACUUAGC
Messenger RNA from Schistosoma spindalis, 4183 nucleotides. Lineage: Eukaryota; Metazoa; Platyhelminthes; Trematoda; Strigeidida; Schistosomatidae. The record is from the annotation of a GenBank genome assembly.